This is a messenger RNA of Prorocentrum cordatum, 918 nucleotides long. The record is from the annotation of a GenBank genome assembly. NCBI's taxonomy places the organism in Eukaryota, Dinophyceae, Prorocentrales, Prorocentraceae.
GGGCGCAUCCCUCAGAUUGUCAUCGCCUUUUGGCGUGUCAAUCUUGGGGAUAGGGAUAAGUUCGAGGCUGGUAAAAGCACCCGCGAGGAUUGAUGGGCAGCUCCGCGCUUGAGACGCGGGGCGACCAGAGGGCGAGGACGAUCGCCGACAACGACGAGUGGGCAGCCCUGCUGCUCGAUGCGCUGUUCGUCCCGGCGGACGAGCUCCGCGCCAUCCUGGGGGACGCCGGGGACACGGACCAUCAGACCAUGCACCUCCGUAAGGACGUCUUGAUGUCCGUUUUGCCACAGCAGCCGGCGGUGGCGUGCCAUCCUGGAGGAAACGGCAGCCGGGCCUUUCAGCCCAGGUCCCGCCAUGUUGCGAGCCCAGAGCGCGCGCGGCCGCGCACGAGCACUUAGUCGAUACCUUCGGAGCUGGAGCUCGAUGUAGCAAUUGAGGCUGGUGUCUGGAGCUUUCAGAACGGCAAACAGGGACGCUGUUCAUGAACUGAGGGUCGUCUGAGGUGCCCGUAGGGUUCUCUGCGAGUUAGACACUUUGGACAUUGGCAGUAUGUUGAAAUCAUUUCACGCCUUAGGCAACUUUGGAUUCCCACGUCCACACCCCUGCACCCUUGCUCUCGUUUUUGGGGAGCAAAGCUGGUCCUGCUCAACCGCUCGCGGUGCCCGCAUAUUUAGGCUGCGUCCUGCAUGAGCCAGGACUUGUAGCAUCUUCAACUAAGCGUGCGCGCGCGAAGGUUCCAGGUGCCAGCCGCUUUAAGUUGAUGCAGUGUGACAAGCCUCCGUGGGGCCUGCGCGCUCACCUCCAGUAGUUUCCGAGUUCUGCUUUCUCUCGUGCGCGUGGGCCUUAGUACCUUCCGAGCGCUUGCUCUGGAGAAAGGGUAGGUUCACCUUCUGUAGAGAUGAAGGGCCAACAGGGUGC